CCGGGGAAUGCCGGUCGCAGAAUGAGAUCCCUCGGCUUCAGGCGGGUCGAGCCGAAUCCCACGCGGUUUGCCGCGCGCGGGCGUCCCGCGGACGCCUCGUGGACGUUCUGCGUUCGGGCACCAGUUAUUCAUACGCCGCGCGGCGUCGCGCUAUGCCCGCGUUAGAAAAUUGUGUUUUUAGAAGACCUCUCCCAGAAUUGUGGAGCUUUGAGUGUACUUGGAGCUCUGGGACCAGUGAUAACUCCUAAAAAUUUGUACGGACAAGUUCUAUUUAAAGUUAAGAUUCUAACGUUUGGUAUAUCACGAUUAGGAUCAGGAUAUCGUAUAAAUGAUCGUAUGUACGUUGAUGAGUUAUCCGUACGUACGGACUACGUAGGCUUCGAAGAGAUUUUGAAAUUCUGGGCCAAGUGCAACAUCUACCAUUAGUAAUAAAUUUACCAGCAAGUUCGAUAGUUUACUUACUGUAAUGCUGGUAACUGCUUAAAAAGUACACCACUUAUGUGCAAUCACAAUUCCUAGUCUAAAUAUUGGAUGUUACUUGUCAUUGCUCAUCCAAGCAAAACAAAUUAGGACAGAUAUUUUUUACAGACCUAUAAUUAUAAUGCUGGUGCUAAUUGGCUUGUAUGUGUGCUUUUGUUUAUAUCAAUUUGCCAGUAGCUCGACUCUGACGGCUCCUCCUCUGUCAGCCCUAGUAGUCGCUUUUGAAAGUGUGCAUGAUCUGUCAUUAUUGGCUAAUACCUUAUCAGAUCAGGGAAUUGACACAACACUGAUAAUACCAAAGUAUUCUGCCACUGAUCUUUAUAAUAGACUGAUCGACGUUGAAGUGUUGCAACUGGACAUUAGUAUCAAUAAUUCAACACAUGUCAACAGACGUGCGUUAGAGACAUGCGAGAGUCUCUUUAAGGAUGAAAAAAUGAUGGGGAAAAUACAGGAGUUUAAUCCUACCUUUACUAUAUUUCCAGCAUUAAGACACGAUGGCUGCUUGCUUCCACUCACAAAGCAUAUUGAAUCUAUUCCAGUAAUCUGGAUAAAAAACCCAGAUGAAGAAUUAUAUGCAUUUGAAUGCACUAGAGUUGCACUGCAGGUGCAUAGUGGUGGAUUUUGGUCGAGUGUUUUAACAAGUUUCUCAGGGAAAUCAUUAUUUUCGGCUGUUAAGAACGAUUAUCUAGUUCCUGUUAUACGAUUAGCAAUCGAAUCUCUAUCUGUCAACAUCGAUUUGGAGCAUCUUUACUCUGAUGUUCGACUAGUGCUUUGGGGAGGCGAUACAGUGUUACGUUCUGAUUUUGCAUCUUUAACAGAUCUACUCGUAGAGAUUGGCUGUCAUCAUUGCAGAGGCGCAUAUCCCUUACCUCAAACCUUGCAAAAGUCAUUGGUCGAAUAUAGAAGUGGUAUUAUUGUUGCUCUUUUAGAAGAUAAUUACGAGAUAUUGAUACGAGAAUUAGCAAAGAAGUUACCUCAAGGCAGAGAAGGUCAAGCUGUCGUAUGGACGAGUAAGAGUGCGGAAGUACAGGAGCGAUACAAAAGUCUAGAUACAAAUGCUGACACGCCGAUAAAUCUUUUUAUUGAUGAGACUGUCGAUCGGCAAGAUCUCAUAGGUUACAGCCGAACCCGAGUGGUGUUGAGUCAUUGUACCGAUACGGAAUUCCUGGAAGCUGCCUUUCACAGGGCACCCCUGAUAUGUCUGCCGAGGAACACCCACGAGUCUCGCAACACCGAUCGCGCGAUCGAGUUGGGUUUCGCGCGCUCCGUGAACGGUCACGUCUCGACCGCAGAAAUCGCGCGGAUGGUACAGGAGAUUCACGAAACGGUGGCUGUUAGUGAAAACGCGCGAAAGAUCUCCGUGGCGAUGCGUGACAGACUAAAUCCGCCUUCCGACAGACUCGUCUAUUGGUUGGGUUAUAUCGCGAGGACGAAAGAAGAUACUGACAAGUUCCAUAAGCCGAAGAGUCAAGCGAGAACAUUGACGGAGGAUAUUCAGUUCUUCGUCGGUCUUCUGGUAGGUGUGAUCUUCGGAGUUGUCUGCACGGGCACCGCGGUUGUUACACGAUAUCUCAUCACGGCUAACAAAAUGCAAACAGCGAAGGGACGAUACACGGAAUGAACGUGUUUCGAAAUUCGACUCGAUAUACGCAUGCAUGGACAUUUCCGUAUAUAUAAUAUAUAUAUAUACAUAUAUAUUUAUAUAUAAAUGCACGUAGAAUACAGGUACAUACGAAUACAAAGAUUUUACGAACUAGGCUUUAUCUCAUAGUUAGCGAAGAGAUCGUUAUUAUUACUAUUAUUAUUAUUAUUAUUACGAGAAUACUUUCUCAUAAUUUGACUGAAAAGACUACGAGUCUCUAAUGAAGUGUGAUGUAUUAUCGUGAAGAAAAUAAAUUACAGUUUGUCACAA
Messenger RNA from Monomorium pharaonis (pharaoh ant), 2392 nucleotides. RefSeq names its product UDP-glucuronosyltransferase 2B4. The record is from RefSeq and is a predicted model, not a curated record. The coding region runs from base 602 to 2101 and encodes 499 amino acids. Gene Ontology annotation, molecular function: UDP-glycosyltransferase activity. NCBI's taxonomy places the organism in Eukaryota, Metazoa, Arthropoda, Insecta, Hymenoptera, Formicidae. The transcript is spliced from 5 exons.